This is a messenger RNA of Cephus cinctus (wheat stem sawfly), 1146 nucleotides long. RefSeq lists its product as uncharacterized. The record is from RefSeq and is a predicted model, not a curated record. Gene Ontology annotation, biological process: DNA integration. The transcript has 2 exons. Lineage: Eukaryota; Metazoa; Arthropoda; Insecta; Hymenoptera; Cephidae. Bases 1 to 1146 code for a protein of 381 amino acids. Gene Ontology annotation, molecular function: zinc ion binding; nucleic acid binding.
AUGGGGCCGUUUCCACCAAGCUGUGCGGGGAACGCAUACCUGCUGGUCUUCCAAGAUCUUUACACACGCUGGAUAGAAUGCGUGCCAUUGCGGAAGGCCAACGGGAAGAACAUUGCCAAGGCGUUCGAAGACCUGAUCGUGUUCCGAUUUGGAGCACCGGAGGUGCUACUCACGGAUAACGGGACGGAGUUCGUGAACAGGACGGUGGAUGAAGUGACCAAGGCUUAUGGUAUUCACCACUCCACAACGCCGCCGUAUCACGCUCAGGCAAACCCGGUGGAGAGGAUUUACGAAAGCAUGGCCGACCCAGCGAGUCCGGAGCGGAUAGAGACCGGCGGAACGACGGGGAAGGUCGUGGUCGAACUCCUGCCGCAGGAACUCGAGGGCCUGAGGGCCAUGUUGACCCGGGAGCGGGAGAAGGCCGCACGGGAGGAGGAGACGCGACUGAGCGCGUCACUCAUCCGGGGUCUCCCGGUAUGGGCCGUCGAGGACGCCCUCCUGGCCGACUACCCGGAGAGAGGGGAGGAGCGGGCCGACGAGGCGACACUGGAAGCCCGGGAGGAGAAGCCGCCGGCUUUAAAGGAGGCCGUGCGCCCGGCGCCUGCCCGACGGACCGGAGAGGUGAGCCCGCCCCACCCAGCACCGCGCCGAGCCCGGUCAAGGGUCCGCUGGGACGACGAGCCCACCGUCGAGGAAGACGAUCCGGCGGAGGAUGGCCCGGCGUCAACAGCGAGACCGGAGUCCGGCACCCAGUGGGAAGCCGCCUACGGCCGAGAGCGCGGCGCGGAGAAGCGAAAGCGGUUACGGGACCGAUCGCAGUUAAGGGGUCCAACGAAGAAACCGCGGCCGAACAACGGAACUCUCGGCGAAAGCCAGGGUGAAGCCCUGGGCGCAGCGGUAGCCGCGGUCGGCCGACUCACGGUCGACCAGUGGAAAACCCUGAAGGGGUGGGUCGAUUGUGGGGAGAUCGGCCUUCGCGAGGCCCCGAAAUGUUGGAAUUGCGGAGCGACAGGCCAUCGGCACCGGGACUGCCGGCAGCCGAAGCGUCGCUACUGCGAGAAGUGCAGCGAGCGAGGCACCGAACGGGACCGGUGUCUGCGCUGUGCUGCUAAGCGUGCCGCCGGGAACAGUUCCGGCCGCCUGUAG